This is a messenger RNA of Cetraspora pellucida, 201 nucleotides long. The record is from the annotation of a GenBank genome assembly. Lineage: Eukaryota; Fungi; Glomeromycota; Glomeromycetes; Diversisporales; Gigasporaceae.
AUGUCUGUAGCUAAAACUAGUGUUCAAGUUGCAGUUUCUGAAGAUGUUACUGAAGAAUUAACUGGAGUAUUAGUACAAUUCAUUAUGAAAUAUUAUCAUAAUACUAGGCUAGACAUAAAAGAAAUAUUCUUACCUUCAAGUAUGUUUUUCACUAAAGUUGUAGAACAAGAAACAUCACCUCUAAAUAUGACUUCUGAAGUU